AUGGGUAAACGAUUUCAUUCGCAUCUGGAAAUAGGCAAAUCUAUUAUUACAUUGAUUAUUGGCUUACUCUACCAGCCACAUGAAAAUAAUUCUGCAAAGUCCAUAAGAGAUUUUUCAGAGUUCAAAUUUAUAUCUGAACAUCUCCAUAACUUACAAUAUACCUGCAGACCAACAACUUUUACAGACUGCUUUGUGCCAGGAAAUGAGUUACCAUCCCAACAACCUUACCAGCAAGCACACUUCAGCAUCGUGCAUAAAGGCUCCAGUCCCAUGGAGAGAGGCCAGGCAGAAGUCUUGAAGGCCAGACUCCUCUACCGGGAUGUCUGCUUGGCAGCUCAGCAUCUUGACUCUUUCCUUCAAAAGAGAAAUGCCCACCAAGAGGUUUUCAAGCCUCAUGUCCUAGCCCUCAGGGCUACAUUUCACCAAGUCUGCAUCAAACUCAUGUUCCUGUACCCAGUGGGUUAUGGGAGGAAAGCGGAAGAACUGCUGUGGAGGAAAAUGUACGCAGAUGUUGCAAUGUUGUUCUUGAGGACCAAGAGAAAACACACGGGCACCUUCCAACCCUGGGAGGGCCCCUUGCGGGAUCACCUGAAUAGAGGCCUCGUGUUCUAUGAACAUCUCUUCCUGUUCCUCCAAAGCCACUAUGGGUUGAGGUUACAAAGCUGUAUUGACUGGCCUCACAGAGCCAUCCACUUGAUUGGUUGCAAGAAGCUAGGGCCUGCUUCAAAGGAGGAGGCAUCCUGGGCACGCAUGGCUUGUCAUCGCUGCCUGCUUUACCUGGGAGACUUGUUCCGCUAUCAGAAUGAGUUCCUAGGUCUGGGCACCGUGGAUUUGGCAGAAAAGUGUUAUUAUAGAGCCCUGUCAGUGGCCCCUCACAUGGGAAUGCCCUUCAACCAGCUGGGAGCUCUGGUAGGAAGUAAGUACUAUGAUGUGGAAGCGACAUACUUCUACCAGCGUUGUCUCCACUCAGAGGUGCCUUUUAAAGGGGCAGCAUGGAACCUCAAGCGACUGUAUGAGCAGGCCCGAAAACGGUACGUCCAUCUAAGGAGGUACCAGGGCAAGAAGUUGUCUCAUCACCAGAGACAGUGUUGGGAUAACAAAAGGCUGCUGGUUAGCUUUCUUUACCUUCAGAGUCUCUUGCAACCUCAGCAGAAAUUCAGAGGCACUAGGUUGAUGGCCCUUUGUCAGCUAGUUUUGGAUGACUUCCAUCUCUGUCUUUUCUACCGACCAUGCCCAUCUGACCAGAUUCAGGCCUGCUCAGAGGGAAAACCCCCAAGUGGCUACUUAUUUCUCCCUGACCUCCUCAUCUUCCACAUGGUGGUUCUUUGCCUCAUGAGUGUGCACAGCCUGAGGAAAACCGGCUCAAGGCAGCACAGGCCAGCUGUUAUCUUCACUUUGAAGCUCUUCUCACAUGUAAUUCAGCAUGUCAACACAAGAAUCCUGGCUGAAUUUCAGAAAGGCAGGCUAACUCCCUCUGUGGUGACCAGUCCCAGUGAUAGAAGUCAGGAGCAAAAGAUUAUGCUGCAGGUCAACUUAGCCUCCUGUGAUGGGCCCCUCAGCAAAUUUCAGAAGAGCCCCAGGUUGUCCUCUGCUUCCUGUGAGGGUUACCCUUCAGAAGCCAUCUUUGGUAGCUUCUGUGACUCAGAUGAGACAGAUGAAGAUGAAAAUAUGUCUGUAAGUUCUCAAGUCCCCUCAGAAAUUAGCAAUGGCACUUCUUAUUCAGAUACAACAGAUGAGGAAGAGAAUGGUGGCGGAAAUCUAGAAGCAGUGCAGAAAAGUGAAGCUAAUUCCCAAAGCAGACACACCCAGGCACAGGGUAAGUCAAGGACACACAGGUCUCCUUGGAGUCUCCUUGAUUUCUUGAAAACAACUUUCUUUACCAACCUCCCAAAUUCUCUGAGCCAAAAGUUUCAAGGAAAACAUGGCUUAUCUUUGUCUGAUGUUGACAGAGGAGGCCUCCUGAUGCCUUUGCCUGAUCCUAACCCUGACUUGGGUGAUACCACAGAUCUAGAGGACAAUGCCAAAGAUACUCCAGAGACAGAAUAUCCUCCUGGGUACUCCCUGUGGCAGGACACCACCACCCACCAGCCUCAAAUCCUACACCAGAAAUUGCAGAUCCUCUCUGCAGAGGGCUUGCUGCCCACCAUUAAGGUGAUGCUGAGUUGGCUUCAAACCAACCAUGGCCUCCUCAGCUCAUGCUGGCUUGGUCCACUCAGCCUGUGGGAUCAUCUGUCUGUGUUGCUGAACUUGCUUCCCUCAGUGGUAGACCUUCAGAAACCAGGCCUGGGACUGUCACCUCAUCUUCAGAAUUUUUUGCAGAGUUGCCAAGGCCCUACCAUGCCCAGAUUCCCACCACUCCCUGAGGACCUUGCCUGGUGCCAAUAUCCUAAGCUACCAUUUUCCUGGGAGAGAGUGACUGUUGAGCAGGACCCACUGCCUCUCAGCUCCCAGGAUGAAGCUGCUGUGCGCAUCUGUUUCCUCAGGAGCUUUGGUCACUUUAUUGCUACCCUCCCUGGAGGUUUCCUGAGGUUUGACUUGAAGUUGGGGCUCUUUGUGAGCAUGGCACCUGGCAGAGCAGAAAAUCCCUCUCAGCAGCUCCUAGAGAGAAUGCCAAGGAUCAGGGUUUCCAAAGACAUGGUACAGUUAUGGCUGCAGCUUAAAAGGCUGCAUGUAGAGAAGAGCAUUGUGGGAUUCCAAGUCCAGUCAGCUUUGACACCUUACCUGUUCCCUGACGCUCGGGCCCUUUGUAAGCAUCUUCCAGUCAUCCAGAAACUGGUUACCUGUGGGAAGUUCUAUCUGAUCAUUCCCAAGUUUGUGGUUGACAUAUUGUAUUUCCUAAAAAAGGAAGAUCACAGAGCCCUGGCAGCCAUCACUUUCUUAGAGGAUGAGCUUAAGAGAGGAAACCAAGCCAUUUUGUGCCAGUCCUUUGUAGCCCAGAGGUUUGUGAGGCCCAGAAUGACCAUCCCAGACUCUGAUGCCUGGGACCUCUAUAAUGUUCUUGAUUUCUGCAAAGGUCUGUUGAAUUCAUCUAGCCUGGAGACAAAGAGUCCCCGAAGCAUGGUCACCAUCAUCACCGGUAUUUGUUUGGACAAUCCUAGGAAUUUUUCAUAUCCUCUACAGAUGGUACUAGGGACAGCCACUGAAGCUGGUGUGGAAAUCAAGAAUGUGCGGCACUUCCACAGGGAGUGGAAGGCAAUCAGCUGACAUGGUCCUCUUUUCUUUCUACUCCUUCAGCACUUGAAGAUCUAUCUCUACAUAGUCCCUUUGCUUGUAUGCACUGAAUAUAGACGCUGUGUCAGCACAU
Suncus etruscus (white-toothed pygmy shrew) is the source of this 3304-nucleotide messenger RNA. Its product is annotated as nonsense-mediated mRNA decay factor SMG5-like. Lineage: Eukaryota; Metazoa; Chordata; Mammalia; Eulipotyphla; Soricidae. Gene Ontology annotation, biological process: nuclear-transcribed mRNA catabolic process, nonsense-mediated decay. The transcript is spliced from 3 exons. Gene Ontology annotation, molecular function: telomerase RNA binding; telomeric repeat DNA binding; protein binding. Gene Ontology annotation, cellular component: telomerase holoenzyme complex. Bases 1 to 3204 code for a protein of 1067 amino acids. The record is from RefSeq and is a predicted model, not a curated record.